AUGGACCGAGUGAUCACCGCCGUGUCGGCGCCCACGACGCACGAAGGCGUGACAUCCGCCGUGAUUGCAGAGCUCGUGUCGCUCGGCCGCAGCUCCGUGGACCGCUGUCCGCACGCGGACGCGUUGGCGCGCGCUCUGGCCGUCGUCUCGCAGUGCUACAGCGUUCCGGUGCCGUCCAGCGCCGCGUCCGCCAUCCAGAAGGCGCUGGCGGACGUCUCCGACCUGCUGCAGCGCCACCGCCUGUACGCAAAUGACAGCAGCACUUCAGUGGUGUACAGGCCCGAGCAGCGUGCAGUGAUCGACAGCGGCGUGCGCUUGUUGUGGGCGCAUGUGACGACGUAUCAACUGCACGCGGCGCUCGUGGACCUGGUGCGCACCAUCGACUUCAUGCCGCGCGCAGUGGCCUUCUGGAAGCAGUUGAAGAAGAGGACGGUGCGCGAGAUCCUGCAGAGAGGGCCCAUGCAGUGGCUCAUGACGCGGGCGCAACGGAUCACGGUCGGAGAGAGGAUCCGCAGCUUGGAGGAGACGCUGGAGGCACAUUUGAGGAAGAUUGGAAUGCUGAAGGAGCUGACGACUAGGUGCUCGGGCACGUUCGAGGACUAUGACCAGUUGGCGGAAAGGAUGAAGGAGGGGAUGACCCUGCUGGAGCUGGUUUACAGUACAAAUGGGAUCUGUCCGCCUCGAAAGGGACAAGGCGCGUUUAAGUCGCAGGAUCCACUGAUCUUCACGGCGUUCUACUUUGACGAAAACAUCUUUGAGAAGGGCUGCAAUGGCGUCAUAUCGAGUGAAGAUGUGGUCAGCUCGUUGCGCCGAGUGGAGACGAACCUGUCGGUGUUCCGCACAGCACAGACGCAGUUCUCGCGGUGCUUCCAAGCGGCUCUUGCGCCUUGCCGCCCACCAUCCAAGAUCCGUCAGCGAUGGCUUCAGGUUACCACCGUGGCGAUCUGCCUCACUGCAGGAGGCUUCUGGGUCGUGAAUAACCAGGAUGAGUUCCGGGCGGGCAUCGCUGCCAUGCGUGCGGCACUGCAAGAGUUCUUGAAUGAGCACAUGGUGGAGCCACUCCAGGCCAUCUUCGGAGAAGUGGUGCUGAACCAGAAGCCCGAGAUCCAAGAUGCUAUGGCGUUGCUGGACACAAAACAGAGUCUGCGUCGUAUGCUGUCCGACUUCGUCAAGGACACAAACCCCAACGUUUCGUCGGCUGAAAUGAACCGCAUCAUGGAUGAGAUGGACAUGUCCGUGGUGUCUCUUCAGUACGAGAAGCAAUUGGCAAGUGCUGUAAGGAACUUGAUGACGGGUGAUAUCGUCCGCAUGCUGCUGAUCCAGGUGCAGUUCAUCAAGAAGGAGCUGAUGGUGGCAAUGGGUGCGAUCGACGAGUUGAUGCACGCGAACCAGCUGAACCUGCAGAUACUGGCCACGAUCCCAACGUUCCUGGUCUUCGGUGGCCUGUACAAGCUGGUCACGUCGGCCUUCCACAUGAUCUACAAGCGCAUGAGCGACCGACUGUACUACGACUCGAGCGAGAUUGCUGGGUUCCUGCGCAACAACCUGCGCGACAUCGAACGGCUGCUCAACAAGCAGAACCGCGGAUCAGGGGCGAGCGAUGAGGCUGUGCUUGGUGUCCGCGAACUUGGGUUCCUCAUUUUGUUGCUGCACCAGCUGCGUGAUCUCUUCGAGGCGUACCGCGCGCUUUUCCAAGAGGAGGAACAGGAACGUUUCGAAGAGGACCUGGACGAUCUCAUCGGCGAGGGACUGCUGGUCUCGCAGCAGCUCGCGGUCAUUCAACGCAUGUAUCACUCGCACCCGUUUCUAUACAGCACCAAGCCGAACAAGUCGCGCUGGAUUUUGGACUAA
Phytophthora sojae is the source of this 1851-nucleotide messenger RNA. RefSeq lists its product as hypothetical. Lineage: Eukaryota; Oomycota; Peronosporomycetes; Peronosporales; Peronosporaceae. The transcript is spliced from 3 exons. The coding region runs from base 1 to 1851 and encodes 616 amino acids. Gene Ontology annotation, cellular component: mitochondrial outer membrane. The record is from RefSeq and is a predicted model, not a curated record.